AUUGAUUUCGAAGUGAUAAUAAAAUGUUCCGAAAUCUUGGAUUGAUUUUUGGAAAAAUACGGCACGCGAAAUCUUUCCAAUUAUGUGGACAACGAUAUGUGCAAAGCUUGAGGGAACCCGCUCAACCUUUAAAACGAUGUCCAAAAUGGGUUUGCGUAGAAGAUGCGGUAAAGAUUAUAAAUUCAGAGCAUUUAGUUUACAUACAAGGUGGAGCGGCCACGCCAAUGGAACUCGUGCGCGCUAUGACCGAGCAUGGUGUAUGUAAUAAUUUGCGUGGGGUCAGAUUAGUACAUAUGAAUCUUGAGGGAGACACACCAUUCGCUAAUCCGGAGUUUGAGAAGCACUUCAGGUCCAUCAGUCUGUAUGUGGGUACUAAUCUCAGAGAAGCAGUAAACGAGGGACGUGCUGACUGCAUUCCCGUGUUCCUGCAUGAGACACCAAAGUUAUUCUUUGAAAAAAGAAUUACUCCAGACAUUGCGCUGAUCCACGUGAGCAUGCCAGACGCACGUGGAUUCUGCUCGCUCGGUGUGAGCGCGGAUUGCACUCGCGCUGCGAUUUGCACUGCUAAAGUUCUUAUUGCGCAAGUAAACGAGCAUAUGCCGAGGACGUUUGGCGACACAAUAAUCCAUUCGAGUCAUUUUGACUGGGCGGUGAGGUAUGACUGUCCUUUGCCAUGCGUAGCUUGCCUCCCGCCUAAUGAUAUCGAACAAGAAAUCGGCAAAAUCAUUGCGCUGCGACUAAUCGAGGAUGGAGCUACAUUGCAGCUCGGCAUCGGUUGUAUCCCUGACGCGGUGCUCUGUGCCCUAGUCAAUCACAAAGACCUAGGCAUACAUACUGAAGUUAUGUGCGACGCGAUGGUUGAUCUGGUUCAACACGGCAAUAUCACGAAUAAGUGUAAAACCAGGCACAGAGGACGCAUAGUGAGCUCCUUUGCCAUCGGCACAAAAAGAUUGUAUGAUUUUCUGCACAACAAUUCGGUCGUCGAAAUGCUAGCGAUCAAUUAUGUGAACGAUCCUCGAAUAAUCUCGAUGCAGCCGAAAAUGACGGCCAUCAACUCUUGCAUCGAGAUGGACCUCACCGGCCAGGUGUGCUCGGACAGUUUAGGUUGUAAGAUGUAUUCCGGUUUCGGCGGUCAACUGGAUUUUCUACGAGGCGCGGCGAUCAGUGUAGACGGUCGUGGGAAAGCCAUCAUCGCGUUUCCCUCGGUCACCAGUCAAGGAGAGAGUAAAAUACAACCGGUGCUGAAACUCGGAGCCGGAGUGGUAGUAACAAGAGCUCAUGCGCAUUAUAUCGUUACGGAACACGGAGUGGCGGAUCUUUUCGGUAAAACCUUACGACAAAGAGCAAAUGCACUGAUCCAAAUCGCGCAUCCUGAUCACAGAGAAUGCCUCGAAAAAGCCGCAUUUGAGCGCUUGAAAUCUAACCCGACAAAGUAUCUGUAAUACUUGUAAUACAAGUCUUGUAAUAGUUUGAGUCCUAUAAAUUUUGAAGAAUUUAA
This is a messenger RNA of Solenopsis invicta (red fire ant), 1498 nucleotides long. RefSeq names its product 4-hydroxybutyrate coenzyme A transferase. Gene Ontology annotation, biological process: acetate metabolic process. The transcript is spliced from 6 exons. Gene Ontology annotation, molecular function: acetate CoA-transferase activity. NCBI's taxonomy places the organism in Eukaryota, Metazoa, Arthropoda, Insecta, Hymenoptera, Formicidae. The coding region runs from base 24 to 1442 and encodes 472 amino acids. The record is from RefSeq and is a predicted model, not a curated record. Gene Ontology annotation, cellular component: mitochondrion.